This is a messenger RNA of Rhinopithecus roxellana (golden snub-nosed monkey), 2656 nucleotides long. It is a transcript of the gene PPP3CC, whose product is annotated as protein phosphatase 3 catalytic subunit gamma. Lineage: Eukaryota; Metazoa; Chordata; Mammalia; Primates; Cercopithecidae. The record is from RefSeq and is a predicted model, not a curated record. Gene Ontology annotation, biological process: calcineurin-mediated signaling. The transcript has 15 exons. Bases 428 to 1990 code for a protein of 520 amino acids. Gene Ontology annotation, cellular component: cytoplasm; calcineurin complex. Gene Ontology annotation, molecular function: calmodulin binding; calmodulin-dependent protein phosphatase activity.
CUUGGACAGCGGGGACGCGCGUGGGGCCUCGGCGCGCCGACAGCGGCGCGCGGGGCCGCUGGGAAGUUGUGAGAGCGGCGCGCGGGGGCGCGCUUGCGCGCACGAGGGCCCGGUCCGCGAGCAGCCGCGGCCGCCCGGGUCGCCACCCUUAGCAGCGGUCGCGGUCGCUGCCGGAGCUGUGUUCCCCGCCUUAGCCGCUGGCGCCUCCGAAGAGAGCGGCCGGUGGGCCCGCGUCCUGUCAGUGGCGUCGGAGGCUGGCGCUGCGGCGGCCGCGCCCUUCUGGUCCUCGAGCAGCGCUGAGGAGCCAGGGUCGGGCACGGCUGGCUGAAGGCUCCGGGCAGCUGAGGCCGCCCGAGGAGAAGGCGGCCCCCGCGGCGGAGGCGCACGUCGGGCGGGCUCCUGGAGCCUGGAGGAGGCGGAGAGGACCAUGUCCGGGAGGCGCUUCCACCUCUCCACCACCGACCGCGUCAUCAAAGCUGUCCCUUUUCCUCCAACCCAACGGCUUACUUUCAAGGAAGUAUUUGAGAAUGGGAAACCUAAAGUUGAUGUUUUAAAAAACCAUUUGGUAAAGGAAGGACGACUGGAAGAGGAAGUAGCCUUAAAGAUAAUCAAUGAUGGGGCUGCCAUCCUGAGGCAAGAGAAGACUAUGAUAGAAGUAGAUGCUCCAAUCACAGUGUGUGGUGAUAUUCAUGGACAAUUCUUUGACCUAAUGAAAUUAUUUGAAGUUGGAGGAUCACCUAGUAACACACGCUACCUCUUUCUGGGUGACUAUGUGGACAGAGGCUAUUUCAGUAUAGAGUGUGUGCUGUAUUUAUGGAGUUUAAAGAUUAAUCAUCCCAAAACAUUGUUCCUGCUUCGGGGAAAUCAUGAAUGCAGGCAUCUUACAGACUAUUUCACCUUCAAACAGGAAUGUCGAAUCAAAUAUUCGGAACAGGUGUAUGAUGCCUGUAUGGAGACAUUUGACUGUCUUCCUCUUGCUGCCCUCUUAAACCAGCAGUUUCUCUGUGUACAUGGAGGAAUGUCACCUGAAAUUACUUCUUUAGAUGACAUUAGGAAAUUAGACAGGUUUACAGAACCUCCUGCCUUUGGACCUGUGUGUGACCUGCUUUGGUCUGAUCCUUCAGAGGAUUAUGGCAAUGAGAAGACCUUGGAGCACUAUACCCACAACACUGUCCGAGGGUGCUCUUAUUUCUACAGUUACCCUGCAGUUUGUGAAUUUUUGCAGAACAAUAAUUUAUUAUCAAUUAUCAGAGCCCAUGAAGCCCAAGAUGCUGGGUAUCGAAUGUACAGGAAGAGCCAAGCAACAGGCUUUCCAUCACUUAUUACAAUUUUCUCUGCCCCCAAUUACCUAGAUGUCUAUAACAAUAAAGCUGCUGUGUUGAAAUAUGAAAACAAUGUCAUGAAUAUCAGGCAGUUUAAUUGUUCUCCACACCCCUACUGGCUUCCAAACUUUAUGGAUGUUUUCACAUGGUCUUUGCCUUUUGUUGGGGAAAAAGUCACAGAGAUGCUGGUAAAUGUGCUCAACAUAUGCUCUGAUGAUGAACUGAUUUCUGAUGAUGAAGCAGAAGAUCACUACAUUCCAAGCUAUCAGAAAGGAAGCACUACAGUUCGUAAGGAGAUCAUCAGGAGUAAGAUCAGAGCCAUUGGGAAGAUGGCACGGGUCUUUUCAAUUCUUCGGCAAGAAAGUGAGAGUGUGCUGACUCUCAAGGGCCUGACUCCCACAGGCACGCUCCCUCUGGGUGUCCUCUCAGGAGGCAAGCAGACUAUCGAGACGGCCACAGUAGAAGCGGUAGAGGCCCGGGAAGCCAUCAGAGGGUUCUCGCUUCAGCACAAGAUCCGGAGUUUUGAAGAAGCACGAGGUCUGGACCGAAUUAAUGAACGAAUGCCACCCCGAAAAGAUAGCAUACAUGCUGAUGGGCCAAUGAAAUCUGUAACCUCAGCACACUCACAUGCUGCACACAGGAGCGACCAAGGGAAGAAAGCCCAGUAAUGACUUAGAGUCCUGCCGUGGCUCAGGUGGAUCUAAAACUCAAGAACAAAUUUUAUUUAUUUAUUAUUGGAAAAUGAAAAGCAACUCAAACAAUUUCAACCUGGAGGUGCAUUUAUAAUUCAGUCUGCAUUUAUUCUGUAAAAAGGUGACUGUUUUAUAAAUUCUUUUAAUUUAUGUUCAAUAUAUAUAAAAAGUGUAUCUGUUUUGUUUUUCCCUUUUCUCUCCAUAAUUUUAAAAAAUGAAUCUGAUUGUUGUCAACACAUUUGUGAAGUCUUGUGCUAUAAAGGGGAACUUCCCCUAAUAAAGGGCCUUGGAAAUCUGCUGGGUUUCUGACUUGAACUAGUCAGUCUUCAUUAUUGUUUUUUGGAAGUUAAUGUCUUGUCUUUCAUGUAAGACUAAUAACUUUUCAAAUGCAAGAAGAUUUUUUUCCUUUUCAUUUUUUUCCUUUCUGCUGGGUGCCACUGAAGAAAGUCCUCUUAGAUUUCAAUGGCUAAAACUGCUUCUCUUCUUAUGGGAAACUGGAUCAUAGUAGAACUUCAAAGUGAAUAACCCAAACCCAGUGAUUUUAAGGGCGAAGAGAAAUGUUUUCCAUAAUAACCUACUUUCUCUGGACUCUCAGUUCCUUUAAAUAUGUUCUAGUAAAACAAAAUAAAAAAUAACAAGGGA